GCCUCACUUACCUUUCUAUCUUAUUGUUUCUCGCCUAUCAAUCUUCCAUGACCAGCCAACUUGCACAAUCCACGGCGCAAUCACAGGCCUUUGGGUCUCGCGGACCGGCAAUCAGGGUGCGGCGAUUUGGUCACAACGACUUUGAGAGGUUCGACCAAGAGAAUGCCGUCGGCCAGCACUUGUGUGUUGGGGAGAAGACCAUCGGCAAGGUCAACAUCGAAUGCAAGUACCGUUGGCGACAGUCCCAAUGGGGUCUCAUUGGCACCCAGAGCAGCCCGGCCGGCAUUAUCUACAUGGAUAUCAUGUUUCAUCAGCCCGACGGCUUUUGGCUCGAGAGCGCGACUGUUUACAUCACCGUGGGAGAGGAUGAGCACCUGACCUAUGCGCUCGGAAAACAAAAGAAAGGAAAGAGCUCUGGAUGUCGUGUUCACAUCCCAGAACACAUACCCAUCGACUCGGAGCACUCGGUCCAGAUAUCGGAGCACUACGGGCCCAAACUGCUUACCGGCAACAAGACCCUGCGUCAAGAGGUCAAGACCAGAGAGUUCGUGCCAACUCUCGGUGUAAUGGGAAUGGCCGAGCUUGGCGGCGUCGGCCACAAAUCCAACUACGUUCAGGAACGCGUCGGCUGCUGGAGGUUCCAGGGCAAUGUUUGCAGGCCCCAGGGCCAACCAGGGUUCCGGACGUUGCGUUGGGACCUGACAGAGAACAAAUUCGAGCCCGACCAGCCGCACAGCCCAGAGUACCACACUGCGUUCGCAUUUGAGCACAGCAGGCGGCCAGUGUACAUGCGUGUCGAGAUAGAAGGGAAGCUCAAGAGCAAAGGCCAACAAAUGCUGCACAGAGCAUUUCGCUUUUCAUCCGCCAUGGGCAAGAAGGAUCACUCCACCUUAACUCAUAUGGACCUGCGCAAGCUGGUGCCCCGCCGACGGCUGGACGAAGUGGCUCGCGGGCUUGACAUGGCCAUGCAGAUGAAGAAUUGCGAAAAGGUCCCGGUCCAAGUCCCUGGCCCAAGACCAGCUCGGUUUUCCUCUUGGGAUGAUUAUCCCCCUCUCCUUGAUCAGCUGCCAGGAAAACAGACUGUUCGGGCAGACCAAGACGAGAGAGGCCAUGUCAUUCCGCUCGAGGUCCUCAGCCGACAGCUGAACGAUAGCCUGAAUCCAAAACCCCCAUUGUCCGAGAGGUCAGAGCACACAGAAGCAAGGGAUGACUCUGGCGGUUCGAUCGCCGACGACACAGACAGUCGCAGCCCGACUUUGGUCGAUAGCGAGUCACCCACGGCGACGAGAGCGGCCCCGAGCCUCCUCUACCAGCCCCGGACGGCCGCCGAUUUGGAGCUGCUCAAAAACACCGCUGUAAUAUGGCUCCUGAGUUUCGUGGCCAGCGUAUCCCAGCUCUUCGGGCUGUUCCGACGAUUCUUCCUGGUCGAACCGUGGGAAGCGAAACAACAGCUUGACAAGGGCAAUAAGCAAGCGACAACGUGCCCUAGCCUCAAGCUACACGAGCUCAAACAGCAGGCUCGUGACUUGCGGAAGGAGUCACCGAGCAAGGGGAGGGGUUCAAAAGUGCCUUGGAUGGGAAGCAUGCAGGAUCGACAAAAAUUGAUGGAACGCACUUCUUGCAAGACGUCUGGUGGUGUCCAAGUCUGAGUGAACGAGAAUGGAAAGCUGGGAGUAAACGCCAAGUAAAUUGGGGCUGGUCCUCAUGUGAGCUUAUAUAUUUAAAAGUAAAACUGUAGUUUACUGAAUCCAAGGCGCGCAGGCGCAAUUUGGCUUGGUGGAAA
Pyricularia oryzae 70-15 is the source of this 1783-nucleotide messenger RNA. RefSeq lists its product as uncharacterized. The transcript has a single exon. Bases 48 to 1649 code for a protein of 533 amino acids. NCBI's taxonomy places the organism in Eukaryota, Fungi, Ascomycota, Sordariomycetes, Magnaporthales, Pyriculariaceae. The record is from RefSeq and is a predicted model, not a curated record.